This is a messenger RNA of Pelagomonas calceolata, 1938 nucleotides long. Lineage: Eukaryota; Pelagophyceae; Pelagomonadales; Pelagomonadaceae. The record is from the annotation of a GenBank genome assembly.
CCACGACGAAGGCUGGUGGUGUAUCGCAAUAGCGCAGCCCAAACGACGCAGCGAUGGACAGCAAAGUCACCGUAGCCGUGCGCUGCCGCCCGCUCAUGCCCCGCGAAGAGCGGGCCGGCGCCGAGGCCGUGGUAGUAUUGACAGACCGCCAGGUGAGUGUAGGAGACCCAGUGGAGCUCGCGGCGCGCGGCUCGUCGCCGAUCCUGGGGCGAAACUUCGCCUUUGACUUGGUGCUGGGCGGCGACAGCCAGGCGGAAGUCCACGAGACGCUGGGCGUGCCUUUGUUAAGACAUGCGUGGCGAGGCCUCAACGCGAGCAUCUUCGCUUAUGGGCAAACAGGUAGUGGCAAGACCUACUCCAUGACGGGUGGUGACGGUGAUGAGCGAGGUAUCAUUCCUAGGGUUUGUGAGGGUUUGUGGGACGCCGCGGACGCCCAUUCCGCAACGCACGAGACCACGGUGGAAGCUUCAUAUAUGGAGGUAUACAAUGAACGCGUCCGCGAUUUACUGGUACCGACCGGAAGACCCUUAAAAGUAAGGGAGCACCCGACGAAGGGUGCGUGCGUUCCUGAACUCACGGUGGUGAGGGUGCGAGGAAGAAAUGAAUUAGCUGAGCUACUAAGCGUCGGGAGUGACGCUAGAGCAACAGCAGCAACUAGGGGAAAUGCCCGGUCCAGUCGUAGUCAUGCGGUCGUGUCGUUGGUCGUAUCACGACGAAGGAGAAGCGGUUCUUCGGAAGGUAUUACUGAAGAGGGCUGGUGGUCCGGCCUCGAUGCACCUGGAUCAUGUACAUCAACGAUCAGAUUGGUCGAUUUGGCAGGGUCGGAGCGCGUGGCCGUGACGGGCACGGACGGCGCCCGUCUCCAAGAGGCCAAGGCCAUCAACAAAUCAUUAGCGGCGCUAUGCGAUGUGGUCAGUGCACUGGCAGCCAACUCAAGAAAGAAGAAGGCCUUCGUGCCUUAUCGGAAUUCAGCGUUAACCUGGCUCCUCAAGGACUCGCUGGGGGGCAACGCCCACGCGGCCAUGCUUGCUACUGUAUCCCCUUCCGAUAGGCACUUCGAGGAGACCGUGGCAACGUUGAAAUACGCCUUUAGAGCAAGACGCGUGAAAUGUCGAGCGACGGUGAAUCUGGUGGAGGACCUGCCCGAGGAGGUCUUACCGUCACCUCCAUCACCCGCGGUCGUCGUCAGACGGAGCUCGCCGCGGCGGUCGCCGCAACAGCCGAAGCAAGUGAGGUGGCCUCGAUUGACCAACCUCAACCCGGACCCGGCGUUUGCGGGAGCGGCCUGGGCGCCGAUCCGGGAUGGGGCGACGGUAUUAGGUUGCACGGCCGAGGCCGAUUGCGUGGUCCGAGGGUCAGGCGUCGCGCCGCGGCAUGCCGUCGUUUGUUGUUCCUCAGCUCAAGGAGUUGUGGUUUUAUGUGCUCUACCAGGAGCGGAGACGCACGUCGACGGCAACCGAGUCGCCAUGGACGAGCGCGAAGCUACAAGACUAGAACACGGCAGUCGCGUCGUGUUGGCAAGACGGCUAGCUUUCAGGUAUGAAGCUAGACAGGACGAGUCACUGGACGCCUUUGAUGCCACAGACGCCUGGCACGCGGCCAUCGCCGAGGUCUCGCAGAAAGGCAGUGGUGCUUUCGCCGACGAGUUCCGAGGCCUGUCGCAGCUCGACGACGAGGAGGCCUCACAACCAGCUCGGGCGGCGUCGCCGGACCCUCCGGAGUACACGACGGCGCGCGCGCCGGACCCCGUGCCCCGCGUCGUCGUGGGCGGCGGCCCGUCGCCGCGCAAAAGUGCGCCGCGGCCGCUGACGCCGCCGCGGUCAGAAGCGCUUGGCGACGCGGACUUGGAUGAUUUGGCCGCGGCCCAAGCGCAGCUCGACGCGAUACUGGGGGCGCCGCCGGCCUACGUGGCGUCGCGGCAGUAAGUCUAGUUUUCCU